Histoplasma mississippiense is the source of this 3708-nucleotide messenger RNA. RefSeq lists its product as hypothetical. Gene Ontology annotation, molecular function: lipid binding. The coding region runs from base 1 to 3708 and encodes 1235 amino acids. NCBI's taxonomy places the organism in Eukaryota, Fungi, Ascomycota, Eurotiomycetes, Onygenales, Ajellomycetaceae. The record is from RefSeq and is a predicted model, not a curated record. The transcript is spliced from 4 exons.
AUGACGAGUCAAACUCAAAGCUACCCUGGUGGGCACUGGGGUGCCAACAAUCCGAUUCCCACAGUCCAAAAGUUCCUACGUAACUUGGACCGAGAAAAGGAAGAAAGGGAUAGGCAAAUUGAUAAAGCAACCAAGCUCAAACAGGAAGAUGAGCGGAAUAGGCAGAUUCAAAGGGGUGAACAGGAUGAAGACACGGAAGUGACAUCCCAUAUCCCCUUGCAGCCAAGGAAACGUGGGCGCAAAGUAACAGACCCGACAACAGGCAGAGAGGUAGAGAUCGACGAUGUUGGAGAUGAGUUUAUGGGCACAGUUAAAGAGCCCCAGCCCAUGAAAACAGAACCAACUCAAGAUUUGCGAGAGUACAAACGUGUUCAAGAUCUUGUCUCACCACCAGAUCCUAUUGCCGAAGGCACUACAUCUGAUGUGCCAAUACAUGGAGAGAAAACUAAUAUUUUGUUUCACCCCACUCCAUCUAUCAGCUAUGAACCAAUGUACAAGGCAUUAGAAAGACGUGCGACAGUGCUUUCUCUAUGUAUAUUUUGCGGUAUCGUGAUUCCGGGGAAGUUGAUCGGUGGCUCUCUCAAAGGACUCAUCCCUAUUGCUAUAUGUAUUGCCUCCAGUGUAUGGCUGUGGAUGCAAGACCUCAUCCGUAAAGGACGAGAUAUGGAAUGGAGCAGCGAACAACGUCGCGGUGAAAUAGCCACCGUUAAUUUACUGCCAGAAUCAGUCGAAUGGAUGAAUACGUUUCUGUCAAUAGUCUGGGGACUUCUAAAUCCAGAAAUGUUCUCAAGCGUUGCAGAUACCAUUGAAGAUGUUAUGCAAGUUUCCGUACCCGGAAUAAUUGAGAAUGUCCGUGUGGCUGAGAUCGACCAAGGUUCGAAUCCAUUUCGGAUACUCAGCUUGCGAGCACUGCCAGAUAGUCAAGCGAUGGACCUGAAAAAUGCGGAACAUGAAUACAACAAGGAAACAAAAUCUGUAGAAGAAGCUGCUGCGGAUGAGGAAGGAGGCUCCCAUUAUAACCUUGAAUGCUCGUUUGCAUAUCACUCCAAACCAAGCGGUGCAAGUUCUUCUUCAAAAGCUGCCAACAUGCAUAUGCUUCUGGUAUUCUACCUUGGUAUCAAAGGGCUUUUUGGUGUUCCGUUGCCGGUUUUCGCCGAAUUGAUUCAGCUCGUUGGCACUGUGAGACUCCGACUACAGAUGACCCCCGACCCACCCUUCGCUAAAACGUUGACGUUCAGUUUGAUGGGAGUACCUCAUGUCCGGGCGGGCUGCGUUCCGAUGGUCAAAAGAGGAGUAAAUAUCCUCAAUUUGCCACUGAUUUCCAAUUUUGUUAACUACGCUAUCAAAACUGCUGCGAGUUUGUACGUUGCGCCAAAGUCGAUGUGUAUCGAUCUGCACAGGCUCCUACAGGGAGAUACAGUCCAAAAGGAUACUCAAGCACUGGGGAUUAUGUGGAUCAGGAUACACCGAGCCACAGGACUCAGCAAACAGGAUAGACGAGGCAGCGAAGGCGGAGGCAGUGAUCCUUAUAUCAAUCUGUCCUUUUCAAAAUACGGAAAGCCGAUGUAUUGUACUAGGGUCAUUACCGAUGAUCUCAAUCCAGUAUGGGAAGAAUCAGCUGCGCUCCUGGUCACACCAGAGCUCAUAAAGGCCGAUGAACAACUUAGCGUUGAACUAUGGGAUUCCGACCGCAAUACUGCGGAUGAUAUCGUUGGGAAAGUCGAAAUUUCCAUACGGAAGAUGCUGAGCCAUCCUGGAAAAAUGUACCAGCUAACCUCCAAGCUUCAAGGGAUGGAUGUUGGUUCUGAGAUGCCGGGGGAACUUCAUUGGGAGGUUGGGUACUUCGGAAAGCCGCGAUUCCGAUCUGCUCUUCGGACAGAUGGGAAAGAUCCCAAUCUGCCGCUGACAAUGAAGGAUAACCCAGCACUGCAAGAUGAGAAGGGAACCCUGGAUACUGAUGAAGCUUAUGCUGUUGCUCAUACACCCCCCGAUCCACUUUGGCCAAGUGGCAUUUGCAGUGUGAUCAUUCACCAAAUCGUGAAUUUGGAGCUGGCAAACAUUAAGGGGAGCUUUGCGAAUGGCCGACACAGAAAUAGCGAGUACGAGCCCGCUAAACCAUAUGGUGAAAUUACAGAUGAAGAAGGAAAGCACCUUCCGACUAGCUACUGCACUAUCCUUUUGAACGACGAACUUAUUUACCGCACUCGAGCAAAGGCCGUAAGCAGCAAACCCAUAUUCAAUGCAGGAACCGAAAAAUUUGUGCGCGAUUGGAGAUCCGCGAUUGUUACCGUUACUGUCCGGGACCGGAGACAUCGGGAACAUGACCCGAUUCUGGGGGUUGUUCCCCUUAAGCUGUCCGAUAUUUUGCAAACUAGUUCCCAGGUAACGCGUUGGUAUCCAUUGGAUGGGGGCAUUGGCUUUGGACGUGCUCGAAUCUCCCUUUUGUUUAGAAGCGUCGAAACAAGGCUCCCGCCGCCUCUUCUUGGUUGGAACGUCGGAUCUUUCCAGAUUACAUCAGACCGCAUUACUGCGCUGGAUUACCAUCACCAUGCCAAGCUUAAGGUACGAACGAGCGGGAGUAUUGGUUCGCUGCCCCGAGGAGUGUGCAGUACGCUUGAGGGUGGCAAAGGCAUGUACUUCGACACGAGCUCGAAGGAGUUGAAAGACCGGAUCCGCCUGCCAGUUAAAUACAGACAUAGAUCUGCGAUCAUUUUUGAGCUUCGCAAGGGAGAUAAGCUGGGAUGUGCCGUUUUCUGGCUCAAUCAAUGCACGGACAAUGAAGACGCGGACAUCGACAUCCCGAUCUGGAACACAAGGAACGAAGCGCGACUGACACAGAACUACAUCACUGAAGAAAAAUGGCAGCAGAAACGAGUUCCAGGCUUGGAAGACCUUACCAUGAUAGGACGCCUUCAGUUCAAAGCCAAAUUCUCCUCCGGCAUCGACGAGGGUCACCGCCCCUUGGUUCAGGACAAUAACUCCCGUGAAACGUUUGAGACGUGGGAAGCAUGCAUAUCAGAAGGUGUGAGGGAUCGAACCAUUUCAAGGGAAUUGCCGAACUUCGUUCAAGAGCUGCAUGACAAGUCUCUCAUUCAGGAGCGGGAUAUCCUCCGACGAGCUAGUUCUGAGGAGCGGAGACGCUGGAUCGAUGUGGACGGAAUCGAUUGGAGAGAGGCAUUUGGCACCGACCCGAAUGAGAUUGCGGACCACCAACGGCGUAACCUCAUUGACCUAGGCGUCGAGGACCACGUGCGAUGUUCAGUGUCGUCUUUGCAAAUUAAGGAACGGAAGAGCGGAGAGAGUUCUCAUUCGGCACACCUGGGACGAGAUUCAGGUUCUGCAGAUAACGAACAUCACACAUGCGAUCUUGAGAACGCCGCCGACAACGACGGUGAGUACCGUUGCCAUUCCGAAUCCGAAUCAGAAUCCGAUACUGAUACUGACGCGAAAGAAGCCGAUUCGUUUACGACGACAGACACCAACCGACGGUCAUCGGAGACGAAUCGGGAGCGCGCACAACGCAUCGGCAACAAGGCAAAUAAACGGACAGAGCACCGCAAGCAGAGGGGAAUCAUGCAGUGGAAGCCAGCACGUAAUGCGGCGUUUGCAAAGGAUGAGGCAUCAUUCGCCAUUAAGAAAGUUAAGAAUAGGUUUGCGGGCGGGCUAUCGGGGAGAGAACCUGACAUCGAAACAGAGGUCAGCGGCUGA